Molecule: messenger RNA, 1785 nt
Organism: Somion occarium
Lineage: Eukaryota; Fungi; Basidiomycota; Agaricomycetes; Polyporales; Cerrenaceae
Source: the annotation of a GenBank genome assembly
AAUGUGACUUUCACCAUCACCUUCCCCGGCAUGCCACUACCUGGAGGGAAACGGCCCUCCUCCUCAUGGUCAUCUCGUGACGAGCCUUACGACUUAUGUGGGCGCAGUUAGUUCAGUUUGGAACAUGCCAGCGCCAGAAACUUGAAAGCUUGAACAGCGACAUCACAGCAGGCUGUCAUUCUGAGAAGCGUUACAAAAGUCAUUAAUUUCCAGCUCCUUGAUCUUCAUCAGCCGCCAGCUUACUUGGAUGCGGAGCUUGGAAACAUGAAUUGUGACGAGGUUUCGGAACCCAAUAGCGAAGAAUUCGAUUGCAUCGAUGUCCUUUAUCUUCUCCAUCGAGAAAUAUCAUACGAUCCGUGCUGAUAUGCUCAUGAAAAACUUGCAAGUGAUAGGGUUCGAUUGGCGGGGGCUGAAUGGAAGGAGCAAGAUGUCGUCAAGCCUCAGGCACACGGAGAAACGAAACGGGGAUUCAACCUGGGAGAUGUAUUGAAAACGGUGUUUAUGGCUGUAUCACCAUAAUAGUAAUAGUAUGGACGAUCUCGACUAUCCUGCCUAAUCGUCGUCCAGCACUCUGAGCCUGGACCAUCCUACUGUCCAACAACCCUGGAAUAUGGGGUGCCCAAAUUUUCUAUAAGGGAUGACGAGAGGAACAUCGCAGGGCAGUUCUGUGAAAGUCUCACCAUGGCUUGCACGAACGUUACUAUCUUCACUGCUGCGGACACUCCUCUGAGAGCGGAUGCAACAAUUGCCCUCACUGUCGUUCCACCGAUACAGGGACAUACUGCUAGCGCGCUUGUUCCAUUUGCUUGGAAAGUACUAACCUUUCAUGCUCACGUGAGCGAGCAGCGCCAAUUUCGGUUGUACCCGGCUCGCCGAAUAACGGAAGUCUUCGUUCAUUCUGGUGACCAAACAGACCAGCAGUUUGUCACUUAUUCUGAUAACGGUGCCGGACUAGGGCCAAACCAGCACCUUGCUUUGGAGUCAGGACGAUGGACGUCGGAUCCUUUGUUUGACAUCCCUCCAGAUACAUCGUUUGCUAUCAAUCGUGACAUUGAGGAUCAUUUGUUAAGCAUCGGCUCAAGCUCUCCGGGCAUUCCUUUUGAACCCAUGAUACUUCUGCCAGCGUUGAAGCACAAACAGGGUGCCCUGUUUCGAUAUCCCUGCCAACUGCAAGCCUGGGAAGUCGAAUCACGUUGUGUGGUUGGCCAGCUUCUAACUGACCGUGGUCCAGGUCUCUUCACGGUCGAAGGAGACCCUAGCCCGAUUGAUGCUGGAAUGCUUGCAGGGGAUGUUGGUUUUAAACUGUACACCGACUCUGAUGGCAGGUUGGCACUCGAAACCAUCCAGCCACGUCAGAUUCUGAUCUUACAUCCAGCGCCACUUCCACUCAUGAUUCCGAGGCAGCAGUCUUCUCAGACGCACUUGCAACUCCUCCCCAGACGCCUUCGCCUCGCCUCCCUCGCUCAACAACAAAUAUUCGUUCUCCCAUCUUCUUCCAACCAUUGUAUACACCGCCUGGGACGCCCCAGGUCCAGCUCUCUCCCUCGCUGCAACCUACAAUUAGAUCUCCCGUAUUUUUAUCCCCACUUUUGACACCUGCCGAGGAUUCUAUCUUUAUAUACGCCUGAGUUUCAUGGGCUCUUCCGUAUGGACUUUUUCGGAAGUGAUAAAGGACACUGUUAACAAACGUUCUGUCAUGGUUCAGUGAUGUUUAUUAUGUAUUGUCCACGGAUCACCCAUUGCAUUCAGCAUAAAGCUGGCAUGAUCAUAUGCUACAGAAGUGUC